AUGUCUCAACCCAGACGAGCGUCAUCAACAUUGCUACUUCAAGAUGAUAUGGAUGAGCUCAUGAUGAAUUGGAGGGACAACUCCUCUCCUCAACAGCCACACAGUCAAACCACCCGUGUUCCGAAAUUUCAUUAUUCCGAAGAUUAUUUGGAGGACGUGUUUCCCAAACGACCUUCUUCUCAUACCUAUCUAGACAAAAUUCGGGAAAAGCAGCGAGCCACCAUUCUCUCCGAUCCUGUUGUUUGGGCUAACGAAACCCGAAAUCUUCUCAACAAGGACAUGAAUAUUCCUCUCCCAAGAAAAAUCAAACGCAGAAAUAUGGGUGGCAUACCGACCAACAGCGUCGGAAGGAAAGUGAAAGGUACUCUCUACAAACGAGAAUCAAUUUUACCAAGAGAAAAUCAGAUGAAUCCGAGCCUUCCUCUUCCUCCAAUUCCUGAAACAGAGCUUGACAAGGGGCUCAUUAAUUUAAUCAACAGAAAAUUGGUUCCCUCGUUUAUUGACCUAUCGCCGUUAGUGAAUAACAAUGAGGAAAAUACACCUUUUGUUGCACAACCUGCUGUCCUUAACCCCUUCCAUACUCAGCUUAUCAAGAAGCAAAUUCAAACAUCCGAUGUACAAAAACCAGCACUUUUCAAAAUGCAAAACUCAUCUCAAAGUUUGCACGAUCAAACCAGCAACACCCAAGAGCCUAGAGGUAUGCGUAAAAAAGAAGCACCCACAGUUAUUCCUUUUGGUAAUCAAAAAAUAAUUAAUGUCAAGAGUGACAAGGCAUCCAUUUACCUACCAAAGAAUUCCAUACAACAACCUCUCAACUCGACUCUCGACCCAAGCGACGACCAAAAACUGAAUGCUCUCCUUGAGAUCAACCAUGAAAAGAAAAAACAACAAUACUUAAGAACGUAUUUGGACCUCAUGGACGAAUACAGUUUGCAUCAUGUCAUUGUACGACAUGGAACUUUACUCAACAACACACCAGAAUACUUGUCUUUCUAUCGAACGUAUCAGUAUAACUGGCCUAAAAUUUAUGGAAUUCUAAUGCUACUGGAGAGACUUUUGAAAGAUUUUUCAGUUCCUCUGGCUUAUGUUGACGGCAAAAAAGUUGUAUUUUUAGCUGAGAAAACUGUAGAUCCCACCAAUCAACAAUUAAUUGAUUGUCUUGUAAAUAGUGAAACUGUAAUACCAUAUAUUCAUCUGCCAGACGUGAAAUUUUUAGGUAGAAAUGGGCCAAAUCUGGCAGCAACAGCAAUUCAACGAAUUUGGAGAGGAUAUUCUCAACGAAUCAAGUUCAGAGAUCUUAAGAGAAAACAUGAAAUGGCUUCCAUCAUUCAAAGAUGGUGGUUUUUACGGACUCGUUUGUUUCGAACUAAAGAACGGAUACAAAAAAUCCUCUACGACGAAGAGUUUAAAUGGAAAGCGAAAAUGGAAGAUUUUAAGAAAAACUGGGACUCAAUCAAGAAAGCAAAACGAACAAUUGUUCAUAUUAAUUCUUUAAGUUAUGAUGAGAGUGUGAGGAAAACAUUUCCAAAAUUCAAAUCACACCAAAAUUCACAAUUAUUUAGACUACUCGAUCUAUUGGACCCCAAUGUAGAUAUAAUAUUUAUUUCGUCCUUUCAGAUUGACAGUGACUCCUUGUCCUAUGUGGUAAAGUUGUUAGAGUACUAUGGAGUAGAAGAGCCAAUGAAACGAGUGAAAUUCGUGACUCCUGAGAACAACAAACAGUACCAAGACCACACCUCCUUAUCGACUCUUGUUUACUAUUCGCAACGGACUUUAAAACAUAUCAAGACGCUUGUGAUGGGAAAGGUAGCCUUCAUCGUUCCAGGCCAUAUUGGUAAAGACGACUUAAGGUUGGCUAUCAAGCUUCAGCUACCAAUUUUAGGGGCAGACCCUUUGAACUCUACAAUAUAUGGAACAAAAUCAGGAAGCAAAAGAAUAUUUUCACAAGCUGAUGUCAACACACCGAUUGGAAUUUAUGAUAUUUACGAAGAGGAAGAUUUGAUCUCAAAUUUAACGAAAAAGAUUCUUGAGUACCCGAACUUUAAUAGGUGGUUGAUAAAAACUGACACUGAAAUUGGAGGACGAGGCUUAGCAUAUUUAGAGACUUCAAGCGUUCAAGCUGUAAAGGAGAAGAGGAAAAACGAACCCCUUUUUACUGAUCGAGUUCGAACGAAAAUUAUAGAAGAACUAUCGGAAUACAUGCCUGAGAAAAUUAACUUGGUUUCAAAAUAUGUGUAUCCAAAGUGGAUUGAUUUCAUUGCAUCUCUUAAAGCGUGUGGAGGAGGCGUUAUUGAGGCCGUUCCUAACAAAAUAAUUGGCUCUCCAACAGUGAAUUUAUUUAUUGAACCAAAUGGUGAGGUGCAAGUCCUGUCGGUACAAGAGCAAUUGCUAAAUCCACAGUAUUGCGCGCAAGGGUGUGCAUUUCCACAAUAUUCAGCACCAUAUGAAGCCCUUAGAGAAGCUUCUCUAUCCGUAGGACAUGUGUGUUAUUCAAAAAAGAUCAUGGGCUACCUUUCCAUUGAUUACAUUAUCUUUUUAGAUGAGAAGGAAAGCGCAAGAAUGUGGGCCGUAGAUUUAAAACUGCGCUUGACAGACAACUCCCUUAUUCAUCGUGUGUUUGAACUUGUGACAAAUAGUCAAUUUGACAUGAAUAAGGGUGUAAUGACGAGGAAAGAUCAUGAUAGUGCAAACAUCUCAAUGGAAGUGAAACGCUCUUACAUUUAUAGUGGAAUGAUGAGAAACCCCUCCAUAAGUACAUGGCAUCAUUCGUCGUUUUUCAAUGAUUGCAGAAUGAAUGGUCAUUCGUUGGAUUGUGUUGGACAAUUUGGAGUUGUUUUCCAACAAGUCGAUUCUCUACUCAGAGGCCAACUUGGAGUGCUAUGCAUUGGAAAGAGUUCUGAAGAAGCCAUCAGCUUCUUCUCCAGCCUCAUUGAAUUUAUUUCAAGUUUAAUUAACGAUGAGGAUCGUCAACCAUUUGGAUACGAUUCCAACAUGUGUAGCGUGGAGGCACUAGCUCAUUGGUUAUCCUCCCCAUCCAAUCGUGGUAGUAGUAGUAGCGGUGGUGGUGAUUCAAUUGGUGAAUAA
This is a messenger RNA of Naegleria lovaniensis, 3084 nucleotides long. RefSeq lists its product as uncharacterized. The coding region runs from base 1 to 3084 and encodes 1027 amino acids. The transcript has 3 exons. The record is from RefSeq and is a predicted model, not a curated record. Gene Ontology annotation, molecular function: protein binding. NCBI's taxonomy places the organism in Eukaryota, Heterolobosea, Eutetramitea, Acrasida, Naegleriidae.